AUGUCGUCGCUGCUGCCAACCGUCUCGAGCUCCUUCGAGCAGCUCACAUCACUACAUAUCGCCAUUGGCUCGGUCAUCGUUCUAGCGCUGCUCUGCUUCAUCGCGCCUGACCGCUACAUCUUUGCCUCGCACCGUAAGGGCAUCAACGAAGUGCCCGGCGCUCUCCCGCUCGUCGGUAACCUCCCCUUCCUCCUCGACAUCGCCGCCAAACGCCGUCGCUUCCUCGAUGAGUUUCUCAUCAUGCAAAAGUCCAUUGGCGCUGGGGGUCAACCCUGGGCUGCCACGUUCCCCUACCUCGGCGGCCGCAUCACCUCGAUCAACCGUCCCGAGUACAUCCGCUGGGUGCAGAAGACCAACUUUGAGAACUACGAAAAGGGCAUCAACUUCCAGAGGAACAUGGGCGACGUCAUGAGCCUGCACGGCAUCUUUGUCGCCGACGGCGAGGUCUGGAAGAAGCAACGUAAGAUGGCCUCGCACAUCUUCAGUGUGGGCAACUUCAGGACGCACGUGCAGAGCACCAUCCAGCGCGAUCUCUCCAAGCUUAACCAGCUCUUCCGAGACGGCAGCGCCAAGAAUACCGAGAUCGACAUGGCGGAUCUGUUCUUCCGCUUCACGCUCAGCUCGUUCUCGCUCAUGGCGUUCAGCGCGGACAUCGAGUGCCUGCCAACCGACGUCCAGGGGCUGGAACGGGUCGUUGAGUUCGCCGCCAACUUCGACUAUGCGCAAAGAGUCAUGGACGAACGCUUCGUCGAUCCGCUAGCGCGAUACACCGAGUUCUUCUCAUCCCAGGGAAGGAAGAUGCGAAGGACCAUCAAGGAGCUGCACAACUUUUGCUACGAGAUCAUCGACCUUCGCCUGGCCGCACGUGCUCGUGGUGAGGCCCAGGCCGCCUCUGGCAAGGGCGACAAGGAUCUCCUGGCCCUCUUCAUGGAGCAGAAGCUGAGUCGAGACGAGCUGCUUCCUGUUGUUCUCAACUUCCUCAUCGCUGGUCGAGACACCACCGCCCAAGCGCUCAGCUGGCUCUUCUUCGAGCUCUCCAAGAACCCCGACUGCAUCGAAAAGGCGCGCGAGGAGAUUCACGAGAAGCUCGGUGCCGGCUCCUCGUUCCGCAGCAUGGCGUACGACGAUCUCAACUCGCUCACCUACGUCCAGGCGUGUUUCCUCGAGACGUUGCGGCUGCAUCCGUCGGUGCCCAAGAACCUCAAGGUGGCCGUCAAGGACGAUGUCAUCCGACCCUAUGCCCAGCCAUCGUCGGACGCCGACGUCGCGCCCAAUGCCGUGCCUAGCCCGCAGAAGCUGCCCGAUCUGAUCAUCAAAAAGGGCGAGACCGUCACAUGGCAGGACCACACAAUGGGCCGCAUGCCCGAACUCUGGGGUGAGGAUUGCGAGCACUUCAAACCCGAACGCUUCCUUGAACAGCGCGACGACGGAUCGACGGGCAUCAAGACCUACUCGCAGUAUCUGUUUCAUGCCUUCAACGCCGGUCCGAGGUUGUGCCUCGGUCAGACGCUCGCGACGUACGAGGGCUGCGCCGUGGUCGCCGAGAUCCUGGGCAAUUUUGACGUACAGUACGACAUGCAGGCGUUGAGGGACGACGUGCCGACAUACGACGACUCGCUCACACUGCCUAUCAAGAACCCGUACAAGAUCCGGGUCAGGGCGAGAGACGAUUGA
Molecule: messenger RNA, 1674 nt
Organism: Kalmanozyma brasiliensis GHG001
Lineage: Eukaryota; Fungi; Basidiomycota; Ustilaginomycetes; Ustilaginales
Product: Cytochrome P450
Exons: 1
Coding region: 1-1674 (557 amino acids)
Molecular function (GO): monooxygenase activity; iron ion binding; oxidoreductase activity, acting on paired donors, with incorporation or reduction of molecular oxygen
Source: RefSeq, a predicted model, not a curated record